Jatropha curcas is the source of this 1149-nucleotide messenger RNA. RefSeq names its product LSD1 zinc finger family protein (gene LSD1). NCBI's taxonomy places the organism in Eukaryota, Viridiplantae, Streptophyta, Magnoliopsida, Malpighiales, Euphorbiaceae. The record is from RefSeq and is a predicted model, not a curated record.
AAGGGUAAAGAGGCCAAAACUCCUCUACCGAUCGUAGCACCGCGGUCUCCUGUUUUUCUUUCUCUUUGACCCAAAAUCAGAUAAUCCAUACAAUUUCGGGUCCCAAGCCUCCAUCUGAUCUUCUUGGUUUCGUCGCUUCAGUUGAUUGUUUCUUCUUGUUCGAAACUUUAUUGCAUUAUACAAUAUAAUUUCUACUCGCUGUCCUUGUCGCCCUCUUCAAAGUUGAAGAAUUGGGAGUUUUGACUCUUCCAUUGCGAUUUCGAUUGUUACUGUAAAGCUCGUGAGGCAGUUCUUUUGAAGCAAUUCAGCUAUGCAGAGCCAGCUUCAGUGUAGUGGGUGUAGGAGCAUUCUUCUUUAUCCAAGAGGUGCAGCAAAUGUCUGUUGUGCAUUAUGUAAUACGGUUACCUCUGUCCCUCCUAUAGGCAUGGAAAUGGCUCAACUUAUAUGUGGAGGUUGCCGGACAUUGCUUAUGUAUACACGUGGGGCAACAAGUGUGAGAUGCUCUUGCUGCCACACUGUAAACCUUGCACCAGCAUCUGGACAGGUUGCUCACAUCAACUGUGGAAACUGCCGGACAAUGCUCAUGUAUCCGUAUGGGGCUCCAUCGGUCAAGUGUGCUCUCUGCCACUAUGUUACUAAUGUUAGUAUGGCUAAUGUAAGGGUUCCACUUCCGGCAAAUAGACCCAAUGGUGCAGCCGGAAUGAUAUCAUCUACUUCUACACCAAUGCCUCAUUCUCAAACUCAAACUGUUGUUGUGGAAAACCCUAUGUCUGUCGAUGAAAGUGGCAAACUGGUUAGCAAUGUUGUCGUUGGUGUAACGACAGAAAAAAAAUAAUGUGGUGAGAUUUUGAGAUCUUACUGUUCAUAUGGUAGGAAACAGUCAGAUUGGUCGAUAUGGAAAUUGAUUGUGCAUAUUUUUGUUGGAUAUAGCUAUGGUUAAGAUUUAUUUUAUAAAACCAUUGCAAAUAUAUUAGCUCUUAAAUAGAGAAAUUCCAAAGUGGAUGUACAUUGUGAAGAUUAGAACUGGAGUGAUUAUUGUUCUGGUCCACUUGUAUUUGUUUGCUGCAUAUUUGUUUCUACCAGAGUGAUUGUGCUUAUUUUUUGAAAACACAAUUACAUAUCUGAAAAUGCCAUUUUUUUCCAACACAA